This is a messenger RNA of Cokeromyces recurvatus, 707 nucleotides long. Its product is annotated as RmlC-like cupin domain-containing protein. Lineage: Eukaryota; Fungi; Mucoromycota; Mucoromycetes; Mucorales; Mucoraceae. The transcript is spliced from 4 exons. Gene Ontology annotation, molecular function: ferrous iron binding; cysteine dioxygenase activity. Gene Ontology annotation, biological process: L-cysteine catabolic process. Bases 14 to 586 code for a protein of 190 amino acids. The record is from RefSeq and is a predicted model, not a curated record.
AAUUAUUGAGUUAAUGGAAAGAUAUAGCUCUAAUGCUGCCGAUUGGAAUAAAUAUACAUUAUUUGAUCAUUCAAGAGCAUAUACUCGUAACUUGGUUGAUGAUGGAAAUGGAAAGUUUAAUUUGAUGAUUUUAGCUUGGAGCAAAGGUCAAAAGAGUCCAAUUCAUGAUCAUGCAGGUUCUCAUUGUGUUAUGAAAGUACUUGACGGAGAAUUAAAAGAAACACUAUUCCAUUGGCCAUCUACGUCAGCUGACAAUGAUGAUAAUAACCAACCUGUUUUUAUGGAUAUUACAGCCAAUGAGUCAUCAAAGUCAGGUUCUUCUUUGUCAAACACAAAUACUAUUCAACAACAGCAACAACCAUUGACUGUCUUAAAAGAUACUAUAUAUCAGCCUAAUCAAGUUACAUAUGUACAUGAUAAAAUAGGCUUACAUCGUAUUUCUAAUCCAAACAAAGAAUGUGGGGCUGUUUCACUUCAUUUAUAUACUCCUCCAUACAAAAUGUGUAAAACAUUUGAAGAGAACACAGGCAGAGCAAGAUGUAGUGGUAUUUGCUCUUUUUAUUCUAUUGGUGGAAAUCGUGUUUAACAAAAAAAAAAUUAAUAAAAAUUCUAUCCUGCAAACACAUAUUAUAUUUAUAAUAAAUACAAACAUUUUUGUUAAAUAAAGAAAGUAUUAAAAAUAAAAAUAAAGGAAAGAAAGAAAGAAA